This is a messenger RNA of Physeter macrocephalus (sperm whale), 3144 nucleotides long. It is a transcript of the gene RFX8, whose product is annotated as regulatory factor X8. NCBI's taxonomy places the organism in Eukaryota, Metazoa, Chordata, Mammalia, Artiodactyla, Physeteridae. Gene Ontology annotation, biological process: regulation of transcription by RNA polymerase II. Gene Ontology annotation, molecular function: RNA polymerase II cis-regulatory region sequence-specific DNA binding; DNA-binding transcription factor activity, RNA polymerase II-specific. The record is from RefSeq and is a predicted model, not a curated record.
GCCAUGGCCGAGGGCGUGGCGGCCUCCGCAUCGGGCGGCGCGGGCGGCCGGGGCCUGCACGGCGGCAUCAUCCAGUGGUUGGUUGACAACUUCUGCAUCUGCGAAGGGUACAGUGUGCCUCGCUUCCUCAUGUAUGAGAUUUAUGUGGAGACCUGCGGGCAAAAUGCUCAGAACCAAGUCAACCCAGCCACGUUUGGGAAGCUCGCGCACUUGGUUUUCCCUGAUCUUGGCACCUGGAGGCUGGGCACAAGAGGAAGUGCCAGGUAUCAUUACGACGGGAUCUGUAUCAAGAAAAGUUCUUUCUUCUAUGCCCGGUACUGCUGCCUUCUGGGUGAAAAAAGAUGUCACAGGGUGACAGUCAUUCGCCGAAUAAGACAGACCCCGUCGGAUCGCCUUUGUCUGAAUUCAGGAGGUGUCCAUUCUGGGAGCAGGAGCUGGCAAAGAAGUACUCCUACAAAAUAGUGGCCUUUCUUGCUGAUGAAUACUGCAACUAUUGUCAAGACAUUUUGCAGAACGCGAGGAACCAAGAACUCGACUCACUCACGUCCUUCUGGAAAUCUCUGCAGCAGGACACAGUCGUGCUCCUGUCAUUGCCUGACGUGUGCCAGCUCCUUAAAUGCUACGGCGGACAGCUGUCCAAGCAUCUGAAAUCUGUCCAGUUGUUCAGUAAGAAGUUUAAGCUGUGGUUCCUCACUGCUCUGGAAGGUUUUCCAGCCCUCUUACAGAUCUCCAAGCUCAGAGGUCUGCCACGCUUGCACCCUGUGCGCUCCCUCCCCCGAGGGCCCGCAGAACAGGCCACGUCUCAUCUUCACCCACGCCUGGCAUCCCCAGCACCCCGGGCUGUGUUAAGCCCUGUCUGACCCACUUGGAAAAGUUCACGUGCCCAGGCUGGGCCCUUGGGCCCGUGUGAUUGCCAGCCAAGAAGGCAGCAGGAAGGGUCCCGCAGAGAGAAGGAUCUUCAGUAGCUUCCUCGUUGAUGGGCCUGCCUGCAGCCUUGCCCCGCCUCGGUGACACGCCCCUCCCCUCCCAGCAAGUGCUCUGUAACAGCGAUUCGAUCAGUUAACGACUGUCCACGGCCGCCAUUGCCCGGAUGGUCCUCCCCCCUUCAGUGCUUGGCCUCUGGCCCGACCCUGUCCCCACGGCCCCCCGUGACCCACUGGCGCUCCCCAGCACCGCAGACUGGCCGUCCCCAAGAGGCCCUUAUUCCUACUGCUGUCUGUGCCUAGUCGCCCCCGCCCCCCCGCCAUCGCUCCCCGCCAACUCCUACCUACGCGUUAAGGCCCAGGCAGAAUGUCCCCUUCCGGAUGAAGCCGUCCCUGAUACCUUCUUCCGCUAGAACCGCUCACUUCCUUCUCCCUGUGUCUCACGUUGCCGGGAGCACUUACUCUGCCGUUGGGACACUGUUUGUGCUCCUGGUAACCUACCCUUCGUGGGGAGCCCCUGGAGGGUGGAGGUCAUUCCCCUUCAUCCAGCCGUGCGGCCAGCACCCAGCAGACGCUGCACGAGUGUCCCCGAAGUUACUGUGUUUGUCAAAAGACUAAGAAGAAAGACACACCUUUCCAACAUGGCAAAGACCCUGAGAAUGGUGCUGAAAAACAGCAGAAGAGUCAGCAUCCUGAAGUUGGAUCUACACGCCAUCCUCCAUCAGGGCGCUUUGGAUAUUUCCAGGAAAGCCCUGACAAGUAACCCGAGCGGCGCUGACGCCCUGGAGGAGACCACAGAGGUCACCUGGGAUACAAAUACCUACUGGGAAAUUCUGCUCUACCGCUCACAAUCUUUGGGUUUGUUUUGUCUGUUGAUAGGUUUGAGCAGUUUGAUUUCUUUGCUGGGGGCGUCAACAGACCUCAGAGUAUUCCUGAAUUGUCUGUCUUCAAAUCUCCAGACAUUUGUCUUCCAGCCGAGCAGAAGCACAGAGGAGUUUAUCAGAUUGGCCGCCAGCUUCCAGCUGAGAUGGAAUUUCCUGCUCACGGCUGUGAGCAAAGCUAUGACCCUCUGGCACAGAGACAGCUUCGGCUCCUGGCAUCUGUUUCAUUUGCUGCUUUUGGAAUAUGUGAUUCACAUACUUCAGUCGUGCAUAGAGGAGGACGAGGAGGACGGUGACGUGGGAAAUCUCAAGGAGAUGCUACCAGAUGACCAGCCUCUUCUCCCACCAGACCAGGAACUCUCCUGCCCUCCAGACCCCUCCCCAGCUCAGGAGCGUAGAAGCCCGAGUGCAGAUCCCCCCCGGGUGACGCUGAGACACAAGGGUCAGAGCCACUGUGCCACGGAGGGCAGCAGUGUGGUCGUCACGGUGCCGGGCUUCCUGGUGGACGUCGCCACGGGCAACGAGCUCAUCCAGGUAUUAUUGGAAGGUAAGGCCACUGAAAGCACCAUCAAACUCAACCUUCCUCUGGAACGAGAAACCCUCAUAACCCUGAAAGAUGGACAAAAAUUUGUGAUUCACGUAUCGGAUGUAUCCCAGAGCUCUGAGAAUAUUUAUUUUAGGGACAGUAAUGCUGACACCUAAGAUUAUUUAUUUGACCAGGACCUGAGAAAACAUAGAUUUUCCAUUCUUAAGAUUGCGGUAAAUGCUAAAGCUUUUGUACUGAUGAGAAAGAAGAUUUUACGUACGUGAGAGAGGUAGCACUAUUUUCUGUUUUAUAUGUAUUUCAAGGGGUUGGUUUUGAUGAAUCAUGUGAACUAAUAUGGAGAAUACUUUUUGCCUCUGUUGCUUUCCUUUGGGGCUUUCCCAGUAUUUCUGUGGGGACUAAAGAGAAAUUUGAGGAAUCUUGUUGGUAGUAAAAACAUGAUCGUUCUCCAGAGAAAGAUAAAGUUUACAGAAUAGCAGCUGGUACAAGCAGUCAAAGGCCCAUGGUAGUAUUUUUCUUCCCCUUGGUAAGUGCCCCAGUCAACACAGAAUUGGGAGAGAGAUCCCCUCAGGCAGUGAGCAAAGGAAAAAACUCAGUUAUUUGAGAGGGCCGUUAGACUCACUGGUCCAUUAAAGCGUCCCAGCUUCGCUUGGGUCACGCGGCACUGUUCUUAAAGCUGUGUAGAAUUACGAAUCCAACAACGUCUGCAACGAACGAGGAUGUCCUCCUGAUGCUCUGUUCCCCUCUAGCAAAAUCCUUAAAAAAAUCUCGAAACUAGGCAUAGAUCACUGUUGAA